Raphanus sativus (radish) is the source of this 1899-nucleotide messenger RNA. Its product is annotated as probable nucleolar protein 5-1. The transcript has 8 exons. The record is from RefSeq and is a predicted model, not a curated record. Lineage: Eukaryota; Viridiplantae; Streptophyta; Magnoliopsida; Brassicales; Brassicaceae. Gene Ontology annotation, molecular function: snoRNA binding. The coding region runs from base 160 to 1758 and encodes 532 amino acids. Gene Ontology annotation, cellular component: small-subunit processome; box C/D methylation guide snoRNP complex.
UAUGAAAACGCCGCCGUAUUGAGAAUCUCCUACACUUAUACAACCACUAUAAUACCCUGUUAAACCCUAGCAAUCUCGCGGCUGCUCCUAGCUUCUUUCUCUCAUUCGUACGCAGCUGUUCUUCGUAACCUCCCGAGGCGUUGACUUGAAACUGCGAAAAUGCUUCUACUGUUUGAGACGCCAGCUGGUUUCGCCGUUUUUAAAGUAUUAGAUGAAGGAAAGCUCUCCAAUGUUGAGGAUUUGGGUAAUGUGUUCUCCUCUGCAGAUUCAGCCAGAAAGAUGGUAAAGCUGAAAGCUUUUGACAAGUUUGACAACACCUCUGAAGCUCUCGAAGCUGUUGCCAAACUGCUUGAAGGAGCUCCAAGCAAGGGUCUCCGCAAGUUUCUGAAAGCAAACUGCCAAGGUGAAACCCUCGCCGUUGCCGAUUCCAAGCUUGGAAACAUCAUCAAGGAGAAACUGGGAAUAAACUGUGUUCACAACAAUGGUGUUAUGGAGCUCUUGCGUGGUGUGAGAAGCCAGUUGUCCGAACUCAUCUCCGGAUUGGGAGAUCAAGACUUGGCUCCGAUGAGCUUGGGGUUGUCUCACAGCCUUGCGAGAUAUAAGCUGAAGUUCAGCUCUGACAAGGUUGAUACUAUGAUCAUCCAAGCGAUUGGUCUGCUUGAUGACCUUGACAAGGAGCUCAACACUUACGCCAUGAGGGUUCGUGAGUGGUACGGCUGGCAUUUUCCCGAGCUUGCCAAGAUCAUAAGUGACAACAUCCUCUAUGCUAAGUCUGUGAAGCUAAUGGGAGACAGAAUCAAUGCAGCAAAGCUAGACUUCUCUGAGAUAUUGGCUGAUGAAGUUGAAGCUGAGCUUAAAGAGGCUGCUGUGAUAUCCAUGGGAACUGAAGUGAGUGACCUUGAUUUGAUGCACAUCAGGGAACUCUGCGAUCAGGUUCUGUCUCUUUCUGAGUACAGAGCUCAGCUUUACGACUACUUGAAGAGCAGGAUGAACACGAUUGCGCCGAACCUGACCAGCCUUGUUGGUGAGCUCGUUGGUGCUCGUCUGAUCUCUCACGGUGGUAGUUUGUUGAACCUCUCGAAGCAGCCUGGGAGCACUAUUCAGAUUCUUGGAGCUGAGAAGGCUCUCUUCAGAGCUCUAAAGACCAAACACGCUACUCCUAAGUACGGUCUGAUCUACCAUGCAUCUGUGGUUGGCCAAGCUGCGCCCAAGAACAAGGGUAAAAUCUCGAGGUCGCUAGCUGCGAAAGCUGCGCUUGCUAUCCGUUGUGAUGCUCUUGGUGAUGGGGAGGACAAUAGUAUGGGAGUUGAGAACCGUUUAAAGCUUGAAGCAAGGUUGAGAAGUCUGGAAGGGAAAGACGCAGGACGUCUCUCUGGCUCAGCUAAAGGCAAACCAAAGAUUGAAGCUUAUGACAAGGAUAAGAAGGUGGGAUCUGGUGGUCUGAUCACUCCUGCUAAGACUUACAACACUGCUGCUGACUCUGUUACUGGACAAACUUCUAAAGCUGAGGAGAGUGUGAAGAAGGAUAAAAAGAAGAAGAAGAAGGCUGAAGCAGAGGAGGAAGAAGCCAAGACUGAGGAACCAUCUAAGAAGAAGUCAAAGAAGAAGAAGGCUGAAGUAGAGCCUGAGACCGAAGAGCCUAAGACUGAGGAACCUUCAAAGAAGAAGAAGAAGAGGAAGCAUGAGGAAGAAGAAACUGAGAUGCCUGCCAAGAAGAAGGAAAAGAAGGAUAAGAAAAAGAAGAAGAGUGAGGCUUGAAGAGAGAGUUUAUUGUCUUUUUGUUUUUGUUUCUUGCCCUUAGGUGUUAUUUUGAAACUCUUAAGAACUGGUCAUCGAUUUGUAAGGCUUAUUAGUUGUUUUCCCCAGAAACUUGCAUUCCUAAUGAAUUUGAUUAAAGUA